Messenger RNA from Cercopithifilaria johnstoni, 444 nucleotides. Lineage: Eukaryota; Metazoa; Nematoda; Chromadorea; Rhabditida; Onchocercidae. The record is from the annotation of a GenBank genome assembly.
AUGUCUGUUGCGAAUCGUUUACGACGAAUGCAUAAGCAACCACCAGAGGGAUGGGAUUUGAUUGAACCAACAUUGGAUGAAUUCGAAGCGAAGAUGCGUGAAGCCGAAACAGAUCCUCAUGAAGGGAAACGUAAGACAGAAACCCUUUGGCCUAUUUUCAAGAUACAUCAUCAACGUUCGAGGUAUAUUUAUGAUUUAUACUACAAACGCCAAGUAAUCAGUAGGGAAUUAUAUCAGUUUUGUUUGGAUACCAAAUUGGCUGAUGAGAAAUUGAUAGCGAAAUGGAAGAAACAAGGAUAUGAGAAUUUAUGUUGUUUACGGUGUAUCCAAACGAGGGAUACUAAUUUUGGCACCAACUGUAUAUGUCGUGUACCGAAGAGUAAAUUAGAUGUGGGCCGCGUGGUGGAAUGCGUACAUUGUGGAUGUCGAGGAUGUUCGGGAUGA